Messenger RNA from Carassius gibelio (silver crucian carp), 4858 nucleotides. RefSeq names its product gastrula zinc finger protein XlCGF57.1. Bases 394 to 1659 code for a protein of 421 amino acids. Lineage: Eukaryota; Metazoa; Chordata; Actinopteri; Cypriniformes; Cyprinidae. The transcript is spliced from 2 exons. The record is from RefSeq and is a predicted model, not a curated record.
GCGGCGUGUGACGUCAUGCGCUCAGACUGCAGCUGAAGGGAGGUUUGUGUCUGCGGUUUAAGGUGUAUAAAUAGUUACAAAACAUUCUAAAGUAGUUUCCUGUAAUUCACAAAUGUUUUGCAGAAUUGCUGAAAGCAUUCGAAGUAACAUAUAUUAUCUUAAUGUAUGUAUAUCAUCAUCGCCAUAAAAUGAUAUAGUAAUGUUGUUUGUAAAUGGUGUUGGUCUCGUAAUUGGCAUCGUUUAUGACAGUAAAGCGCAUCAGGAACAGGGGUUUAUUUUACAUCGUUGCUUCAUAACGUUAAAAUAUCCCCAUGAUCUCAGAUGUGACACAGUCUGGCUUCCAACAGGCAGGAAAACACCCAGGUUUAACAUCUGCAUUAGAUUAUUGUGAAGAUGGAGUUUGUUAAAGAGAAGAGAGAAGGCAUGAGUGAUGAAGAAGACACAUGCGGAGAGGAAGAGGAAGAAAAUAAGCAGAGAGGCCUGAUGGAAGUGAAAGAGGAGCGUCACGAGAUAAAUGAAGUGGAGGAGAAAGAUCAGCAGGAGGAACCUCAUCAGUUCAUAAAUGCAAAACAGUCUUGUAGUUGUUCACAGAAUGAUAAUAAUCAAUCACAAGAAACAUCUCAAAGAACAGAAGCCAAAAACCUGUUCACCUGCUCUCAGUGUGGAAAGAGUUUCACACGUAAGGGACACCUGAGGAUCCACACGAUCAUCCACACAGGUGAGAGACCAUACACCUGUCCUCAGUGCUCCAAGAGCUUCACCUGCAAAGGAAGCCUGAAGGAUCACUUCAAGAUCCACUCUGGAGAAAAGCCUUUUACCUGUCCUCAGUGCGGAUGGAGUUUUGCACGUCAAGAAGAUCUUAAAAGGCACAUAAGGAUUCACACCGGAGAGAAACCAUUCCCAUGCUCUCAGUGUGGAAAAAGCUUCACUAGUUCAGGAGAUCUGAAGAGACACUUAAGAAUUCACUCCGGAGAGAAGCCUUUCUCCUGCCCUCAGUGCACAAAGAGCUUCACGCAGAAGGAAGGACUGAAGGAGCACAUGAAAAUACACUCCGGAGAGAAGCUUUUCAUGUGUAUGUUGUGCGGGAAGAGUUUCACACAUCAGCGGAGCUUAAAAAGACACAUGAAGGUCCAUUCAGGAGAGAAGCUACACCAGUGUCCUGAAUGCGGCAGGAGGUUUUCAGAGGCCUGCAAUCUCAAAACUCACCUGCUCUCUCACACCGGAGAAAGACCCUUUCACUGUCAGCGCUGCGACAAGAAGUUUUUCCUGGCGGUGCACCUCAAAACACACAUGAGGAUCCACGAGGACGAGCGGCGAUACGUGUGUUCAUUCUGCGGGAAGAGCUUUCUGUGGCUUAAUGGGUUUAAAGACCAUCAGAAAACUCAUAUCGGUGAGAAACCCUACGAGUGUCAGGACUGUGGAAGUACUUUCACUAGAGCCGGUGAACUGAAAGUGCAUGAACGAGUUCACACUGGAGAGAAACCCUACAAGUGUUCCCACUGUGAGAAGAGCUUCACUCAGUCAGGAGCGCUAAAAAUUCAUGAGAGGGUUCACACCGGAGAGAAACCGUACCUCUGUCCGUCCUGCGGGAAAACGUUCAGCCGAUAUGGGAAUCUAGGGAAGCAUUUAAAAAAGGCUUGUCCAAAGCUGAGACAGUGAGGAGGUUCAGCUCCAGGUAUAGGCUCGUCCAUGUGAAUUAAACACUGAUGGGAGAGUUUGGCUUUCAGUGUGAACGAAGAGCCUGUUAGCUGUGACUUGACAAUCCACUAACAAUAGUAAAACAAAUUAUAUUAAAAACAAGAAAGCAAGCAUUUGAAAAGUAACGCAAAAGUAAUAUAAUGCAUUACUUUCCAUAAAAAAUAACUAGCUUCUUUUUUAGGGAGUAAUGCAUUACUUUUGAAAGUAACUUUUCCCAACACUGGUGAGGAGAUUACAGGACAGUGUGUCCUCCAAACAAGAACCUUAAAGGAAUAUUAAGAAAGUAUGUGGGAUUCUGUGAAUGCUACAGAAAUUUUAGGGAUUGCUCUUGUAUUACAAAAUAGCACCUUUUUUUUUUUUUUUUUUUGCACGUGGUAGCAUUUGUCAAACAAUGCCAAUAUGUGUCUUUAUUUAUUUUAUCUUAUCUUAAAAAUGUAAUUUUGUUUAUCAUAGUUCUUCAGAUCUUUGGGGAACUGAAAAGACUUUCACUGAGAUUAUUUAAAAAGAAACUAGACCAGUUGACAGCUCUUAUUAUGUGUUUGUGGAGGAAAUUAGGUGAGUUCUGUAUUCCUUGUUUGUUUUUAUUUGCAAACAUGAAAUUAUUCCACAGAUGCUUACCGUAUAGUUAGACGAGUGAAAAAGUCACGUGAAAGUUUGUACUUAUGUACUUUCAGACGCCUUAAGAAAGAUUCACAAUCAGCCAAUUUCAUCCUUUCCUCUAUUUUGUUAGAGUCACACUCAUGGUCUUCAUGGUCAGAAGUGACCAGACAUCUGAAAUGUUAAAAAAAUGUUUGAGAGAAUUUAAUGGUACUAAUUAAUAUUUAUGCAAUAAUUAAAAUCAAUGUUUUCCAUUGAAAGUAGUACAAUUUUUUUUUCUAUUUUAAGGACUUUAUAGAGAGGCUUGUGAAUUCCCUAGUUGUUUUUAUACAUAGUUUAUUUUGAUUAGGUAGUGGAUUUAAAUGUAUAUUAAGGUAUUCACGAAGACUAGUUUUUGUCAAGGAUAAUUUUUUUUUGUUGUUUUAAAGGCCAUGUUCCAGGUUAACCAACACUGUUGAUUAAUGGGUACAUAAAUCACUCAAGAUAUGUAUAUCAUUUUUACAAUGUCUCAAAAAUGGUCUUAAAGACCAGUUUUAUAAGUUUUUGGUAUUAACAGGGUUUUUUUACGCAACUCAGUGAUGACGUCACGUUGAGGAGAAGUGGAGGAAAGGUAGCCUCAGUCUAGUAUGAUGCAGCGUUCCAGGCAACCCAUAACCCGUGUUUUUCCAACCUUAAACCCGUGAAAGUGCACUGGAACGGCAAUCAAACCCGUGACCCAUCCGUGAACUCGUACUAGAUCGAUGUACUCCGAGUUCUGAUGUCACACAACACGCAAAACAACGAUGACAGCCCCUACGAAUAAUACUGCCUGCUGAUGCAGUGUUUAUGCAAGUGGUACAUGUUGAAAAAACGAUUUUAGGUCAAUGUAACGUUGCAAUAAAAUGUAUAAUCUAGCUACAUUUUCUUGCGCUCAGAAAGUUUGGCGUAACUUGCCUGGAAUGGUACAAAGUCGUUAGUAGUGGUAUGAAAUAGUGAUUACGAGCUCAAAAACCUGCCUGGAACGCAGCAUCAGAACUAUAGCGACUGACUGGGAUGAGGAAGAGGUGGCGAGAGCAAACAUGUAUGAUGACCCGCUGCCGUGUAAUUUCGAUCGAGCCAGCCGUGAGAGGGCAAAUGAGGAAUUGCCAAGAACUGAUGUCCGUCAAAGCCAAUUAAAUGCAUGGUCUGAGGAGAAUGAGUGGAGAGUUGGUGAAGUGUCCUGGUGAGUUGCUAUCAUUUAGCAUCGCAGCAAUGGGCUUUGGUAAAUUCUCUCCCCAAGGUGACGUAAUGCAAUGCAUUGUGGGGGAAAGGAGAAUCGUUGCAAACCGCUGUAAGAUAGUACCUACUUUUUUGUAUUAUAUUCAAUUUUAUGAUACCCAACAACACAAAAUACAAUGGAUAACAGUUUAAAUGUUUAUUACCAACAAGCAAAUUGCACAAAUUCGUUGAAAAAUUAACCCUGCAACACGGCCUUUAAAUGUUGAUUUGAAGUGAAGUGUUUUUUUUAAUUAUUAUUAUUAUUAUUAUUAUUACUACAUUCAAACCUGAACACACAAAGCACUUUGUUACACAAAAUAUUAAAAUUCUAUAAAAAUGUAACAAAAAUUAACAGGAAUGCUUUAUCAAAGCUUAAUCCUUCUGGGUCUGAUCUGAAUUUAACCUCUUAUUUCAGUUCUCAGACUCAUUUGGCUAUAUGGUUAUAGUCGUACUAGUUCAUCUGAGUAUAAUCCUGUAAGUGUGUGUGUGUAAGUGUGUGUGAGUGGAUGUAUCUGUUUUACGCUCUUGAUGUUUUAGUGUAACACCUUCCUUGCUGUCCACUUUGUUUUACUGCUUGUAGUCAAAUUAUUGAUUUUAUUUUACAUAGUUUCAGUGUUACAGUCACACCAGUUCAUAGGUGUGUGUGUACAAGUGUGUGUUUGCGAGUGUGUGAGUUGAUGUGUUGGUUUUGCACUCUAGAAGGUUUAGAUUUUAACCCCUUUAUUGCUGUGCAUUUCUUUUCUGCAUUGAGGGGGAUUUGUAGAUUGUACACUUAAUUUUUUUAUUUAUUUUUUUCAUUUCCCAUUCAUUUCCUAUGAUUGGUCAUUUUUGACCGAAGACCAUGGUUUAACUAUUUUUUUAAACGUCCAUUUAGCUUUUUCCAGUCAUGCCCUCAAUAUUUUUUGUUCACAAACAAAGUGCCAUAGAAGUCACCAAGUGGCGUACCAUUCUGAUGAAGAUAUGUUUUUUUUUUAUUCUAAAUGUAGGAUUAUCCGGUCAGUAAUGACCAAAGACUGCACAAGGUUUACAGGUUCAUCCACCAGAAAACACUUUAAUGAUGUAUGUGUGUGCUUGGACUGGGAGUCCUUUUACAAGAGCACUUUCUUAAUUUAGCAAUUCUUCUCCAGUUUUUACAGUAAUUGAUUUAGUAGACAUUUUUAUCCAAAUGAGGAUUACAGCAGUCAUCAUCUCAUACAUUAACUAUCUGUAUUCAAAAUCAAACAAAAUGUAUGCACUGGGAUUUAUUUUUUUAUUUUUUCAGCAGGAACAUUUCUCUAAUUUAAGGAUUUGUGUGCAAUUUCCUGAAAAUAAACACAUACACAGAGGA